Messenger RNA from Linum tenue, 1425 nucleotides. The record is from the annotation of a GenBank genome assembly. NCBI's taxonomy places the organism in Eukaryota, Viridiplantae, Streptophyta, Magnoliopsida, Malpighiales, Linaceae.
AUGGUGACUGGAAACUGCAUUUCGGAUUGGGAUCUGCCGCUAAGCUCACUCCUCCCCUGUUCUUCCUCUAGAAAAAGGCGUCGGAUCUGUGCAGAGGGGAAAACCCCUCCUCCUCCUACACAGAUUAGCAAAUUGGGAGAAGAUCUCCUCGUAGAGAUUCUGAUUCGCCUCCCUAACCCUAAAUCCGCCGGCCGGAGCAAGGCCGUCUGCAAGCUGUGGAGCUCGCUCAUCUCCGACCCCGGCUUCGAUCGCCGGUUCGUAUCUCACCACCGGAGCAGGAACGAACGAGGCCCACCUCCGCCGCUUCUUUUCUCAGACGACCCUCACUCCAUACUCAGCUUCCUCCCCGUGGCCGAUGAAGAUCGACGGGAUCUCGUAGUUUGGGAUUCCUUCAAGGACCUGAUUCUAUGCGGCUUUGAAGACAGCAUUGAUGCCGAGCCUGAAAGGUCCUACUUUAUCUGCAAUCCGUUCACCAAGCAGUGGAUCGCCCUUCCUCUCGCGCCCAGAAAUGGGGACUUAUACGUGGUGCUCGGAGACAGAAAGAAAUUGGCGGCAAGGUUAGUUUGUGAACCCCGCAGUAGCAGUAUUAGCAACAAUCAUAAUCUUGCACAUGAACCAUUAGCAGAAACUACUGCAUUUGUUUAUUCCGAGUAUCAGUUUCGUGUGGUGUGUAUGUAUCAACUGCGGUCGGGCACAGCGAUGGACGUGUUUAGCUCAGAGUCUGGGAGAUGGAAGAAACAGGCUCUUGUACUAUAUGAUCAGUUGAGAUUGUUUCAUUUCCGUGUUGUCUCGUGGAACAGCGAGCUGUUUUGGAUGUAUCGUCGAGCCGGUGAUCCCCGGAGCUUACGACGGUUUGCUGUAUUUAAUCCUUUCCGCCUCAAUACACCGCUCACUUCUUUGAAUGUACCUUCUGAAAUGUCGUCGGAAAUGGCUGAGCGAAGGGGGAAUCUUUCGAUCUCACAAGGAACUGCGCACAUAAUUCUACUUGGAGUUGAAGGCCCGGGCAGUCGUUGCUCGAGGGGUGCUUUGAGCGUUUGGAGACUGGAAGAAGGUGGCAAGUCUUGGAGCAAACUAUAUGAAAUGGCAUUGAGGAACCCGACAUUGUCUUCGUCGCCUUAUAUAUGUAAGUACUGUCAGGUACUCGAUCUGCAUCCAGAGAAGCCGGAAAUUGUGCUCUUAGCAUAUUUGAACUAUCCCGAUACGGGUAUAUUGUCCUGCAACUUGAGGACGGGAGAAGUAGAGAUGCUUGCUGAACCAAUGACAUGUUAUUUACACAAUUGGAGGGUGUUCCAGCCUAGGGUGUCCUGCUGGCCUACUCCAAUUCCAAGGUACGAGAAAUUACGAGGUUACAAUGGAAGCAAGGGAACUCUUAGGCGUUGUUUUAAGAAGCAGAAGAAAAUUGUUAGGUAUUGUGGUAUUGGUUAA